AUGGAUGCGCUUCAGAAAUUCUUGCGAGUAAAAAGAAAGUCUGAGUACUUGACGGACAAGGGGCGCCUAAAAAUCACAAAAAAAGACAAAACCAAAAUAGAGAAGUUCAAGUCGAACAGGCCUGUUGGGCACUUUGUCAUAGAACGGCCAAACUCAACAGCGUUUGUGUGUGAUACCCGGGAGGAGCCGCUUGUCAACAAAGUUUCGCAGGAGGAAAACGCGGCGCAUGUGCGGAGGCAGGAGCUUGCACUGGACGUCUUCCUGGAGAAGCAGCGGAAAAAGCGCGAGAUUCGGGCACAGCGGGAGAGAGUUCAGGACGAAGAAGACAUUUGGGCGGGCCGGGAGGAGCAGAGCGAGACCAUCGACAGAAAGCUCAGCCGGAAAACAGAGAGGCCCAAGCAAAGCGACGCAUACGACGACUUGGACGAGCUCUGGACGUCUCGCGAGGGCAUUUGGAGGAAUGUGCACUUCUACAGGGACGUCGUGCGCAGGCCGAGGGUGUACGCCUCCGAGCUGCAGGGCCUCAGGAAGAAGCUGGCGCCUGUGAAGGUAAAAGUUCCUGCGGACAUGGAGAUACCUGUCAGAGAGUACACAGAAACGGCGUACGGAGAAAACGUCCGAGACGUCAUUGCUGUUGCCAGGGGAAUGUACUAUCUGGUGGUGCACAGCUCAUCGCUCUCCUUCAAGGACGCGGAUGGGUACUUGCCGGAGCGCGUGGUGAAGUUUGUCUCUGGAGAGACGGACGUUCUUGUGCGAGCCGCGUAUCUGUCGCCAGACGAGAAGAAGGUGGUUGUGCUCACAUUUGGCCACGGAAUACUGGUCCUGGACGUGGAAAGCGCGUUUUUGGCGUGCACGGAGAGCGAGAGCACUUGGGACGUGCAGAGCAUGGAGGGCAGGCUUUUCCCGGAGAAAACAUUUAGGCGCGGCGCAUGGCACCCCGCGGGCGUGUACUUCGCAGCCAUUUUGCACGGAAAAGUUGUCAUUCUGAACACAAAGAAGAACAAAGCAGUAGUUUUCUACAAAGGGUCGCAGAAUAUACAGCAGGUGGAGUUCCACCCCACGAAGAGCAUCAUCAUUAUGAUGGGCCCGUCGAAUAUUUUCUUCUUUGGGCUAAACACGAAGAGAAAGGACACCAAGAAGACAAUAUACCACCUGUCUGCAGCCAACACGCUUGCAGUGUCCAUGGAGACGGAAACCAUGUUUGUUGGAACUGCAACGUCGCAGGUGCAGAUAUUCAGAAUCAGCAAGGUGUUUGAGGCUGCGUUUAUUCGGUCCAUAUACACGCGAGACACCCCCCGAAGAAUAGUCUUGCACGGGCGGUACGGGUAUGCAGCAGUCUUUGACAGAUCGCCGACUUUCCUGGUGUACGGAAACGGGGCGCGAGACGACCUUCUGCCUGCCGAGAGAGUGGGAGCGAUCCACAAAUACGCCGAGACGUACAGAGCCGGGACUUUCCACAGGGAGUAUCCGAAGGCCCUGUUUGGCAUAGGGAAUAGAGUGGCAACUUUGCACCCAGACUACACAGCGUGUGCAGCCAAGUAG
Molecule: messenger RNA, 1542 nt
Organism: Nematocida major
Lineage: Eukaryota; Fungi; Microsporidia
Exons: 1
Coding region: 1-1542 (513 amino acids)
Molecular function (GO): protein binding
Source: RefSeq, a predicted model, not a curated record